This is a messenger RNA of Schistocerca nitens (vagrant locust), 855 nucleotides long. RefSeq lists its product as uncharacterized. The transcript has 3 exons. Bases 1 to 855 code for a protein of 284 amino acids. NCBI's taxonomy places the organism in Eukaryota, Metazoa, Arthropoda, Insecta, Orthoptera, Acrididae. The record is from RefSeq and is a predicted model, not a curated record.
AUGCUGUUGCGAGCAUAUGUAAUUGAAGACAUCGUCACAGAGACAUUUUUUCAUGUUCAACAUGAUGACAAAGAGGAUAUUAACACUCACGUCACGAAAUCGCAGAAUCCAUUUGUGGUCUUGAACGACAUACUGCAGAAGCAUGAAGAAAAGGUUUUGUCUGCAAGAAUCUUAAAUGGCAAAAUUUUAUCCAUGCUAGGCAAAGAAUAUGACAACUUUAAAUACUUGUGGGACACAAUUCCAUCCAAAAAUCGAAGUGUGAAACUUCUGAUUGAAAAACUGUGCACCAUUGAAUUGCGUGAUCAAAGUAUGGUUGGAUCAGCUGUGUUUGUUUCUGAAAAGAAUGUUGCAUUUUUGGCACAUGUUUUUGGUGCCUCGGUCAAUAACAGUUUUGAAGUCAACUGUUGGUAUUGCGAUAGUGGUGCCACAAAUCACAUCGCUGCAAAUGAACAAAAUUUUGUGUCUGAUACAAAAUUUGCUGUUCCAGAAAAGAUUUCAAUUGGGAAAACAGGUGUAAGCAUGUUGGAUCAUGGACAGGAAACUGUGAAAAUUCAGAUUCAGCUGAAAAAGUCCACAAAGAAUUCUGAACUGAGAGAAGUGCUUUAUGUUCCUGAAGCAAGUGCUCACUUGUUCUCUGUAAAAGCAGUUGGACGAAGAGGUUUCUUCAUGAGACUUAAUGACAAAAGUGUCCACAUUGGAGACAAAGUGACUGGUGAAAUAAUGAUGACUGGUCAUGUCAAUCAUGGUCUCUAUGUUCUUGACAUACUUGUAUUUAAACAAUUCCAAGCAGUUCAAGUGAAGUGGGUGACAUCAUCAGAUAUGCUGAAAAUUGGAAAUUUAAAAUUUUCCCGGUGA